AUGGUGAGCAGUUUGCUCCUUUCUACUGCUGCUAAGAGGUUGGAAGGAAAAGUAGCAAUAAUUAUUGGUGGCAUUGGAUCUAGGAUCACACAGCUAUUCUCUGAACAUGGUGCCAAAGUCCUAAUAGCUGACACCCGAGAUUAUGAAAGCCAAUCUAUCUGCAAAGAUUUAGGUCCUGGUAAUGCAUUCUUUGUUCAUUGUGAUGUCACAAGCGAAUCAGAUGUCCAAAAUGCAGUGAACAAAGCAUUCUCUACACAUGGAAGGCUUGAUAUAAUGGUCAACAAUGCUGGUAUCAUGGGAGACAAGGUAUUGGACAUUCUUGAUUGCGAAGUAACUGAUUUUAUUAAUGUCUUUCAUGUUAACACCCUUGGUGCAUUUCUAUUAAUGUCCUUCAUGUUAACACCCUUGGUGCAUUUCUGGAACUGA
Molecule: messenger RNA, 426 nt
Organism: Ipomoea triloba (trilobed morning glory)
Lineage: Eukaryota; Viridiplantae; Streptophyta; Magnoliopsida; Solanales; Convolvulaceae
Product: secoisolariciresinol dehydrogenase-like
Exons: 2
Coding region: 1-426 (141 amino acids)
Source: RefSeq, a predicted model, not a curated record